Molecule: messenger RNA, 1194 nt
Organism: Colletotrichum karsti
Lineage: Eukaryota; Fungi; Ascomycota; Sordariomycetes; Glomerellales; Glomerellaceae
Product: cell wall biogenesis protein glutathione transferase
Exons: 6
Coding region: 1-1194 (397 amino acids)
Cellular component (GO): cytoplasm
Molecular function (GO): glutathione transferase activity
Source: RefSeq, a predicted model, not a curated record
AUGAACGUCAAGACCUUGACUCGCCUGGCGAUUUCCUGCAAACCAUCAAACAACACCCACCGGCUUCCUUUUUCCCAAACGCUAUCAUCCAUUUCGACGAUUUCGCGACCCAGUUCGCCAUUAGCGUCACUAUCCAUCCAGUCUAAGGGCAUUUUCCAGAAGCAGCAAGUCAGGAUGGCCAGCAAAAUAACCGAAUGGGUCAAGACGGACGAUAAGACGGGCGAGUUCAAGCGCCAGCAGAGCUCGUUCCGCGACGCCAUCUCCCGCGCGCAAGGCGCAAAGUUCCCUGCCGAGAAGGGUCGUUACCAUCUCUACGUCAGCUAUGCCUGCCCGUGGGCCUGCCGUGCGUUGAUCACGCGCCAACUGAAGGGGCUGGAGGACAUCAUCAGCUACUCCGUCGUCCACUGGCAUCUGGGCGAGAAGGGAUGGCGCUUCGUCACCAAAGAUGAGCAGGGCAGCGUCCCGGGCGACCACGUCGUGCCGGACCCCGUCCCGGGCCACGAGAACUUCACCCACCUCCGCGACAUCUACUUUGAGUCGGCGCCCGGCUACGAGGGGCGCUUCACCGUUCCCGUGUUGUACGACACAAAGCUCAAGACCAUCGUCAGCAACGAGAGCAGCGAAAUCAUUCGUAUGCUCUACACCGAGUUUGACGACCUCGUGGACGAAAAGUAUCGCCAGGUCAAGCUCUACCCCGAGGUUCUUCGCACGCAGAUCGACGAGGCCAACGAGUGGACGUACGACAAGAUCAACAACGGCGUCUACAAGUCCGGCUUCGCCACGACGCAGGACGCCUACGAGCGCAAUGUCGUUGCCCUGUUUGAGGCGCUUGACAAGGCGGAGGCCCACCUGGCGUCUACGCACAAGGAGGGCCCGUACUACUUUGGCCAGGAGAUUACCGAGGCGGAUAUCAGACUUUACGUGACAGUUAUCCGAUUCGAUCCCGUCUAUGUCCAGCAUUUCAAAUGCAACAUUCGUGACAUCCGCUCCGGGUACCCCUACCUGCACAAGUGGAUGCGCAACCUCUACUGGACCGUUCCGGCGUUCCGCGACACGACCCAGUUCGAGCACAUCAAGUGGCACUACACCAAGAGCCACACCCAGAUCAACCCCUUCUCCAUCAGCCCUGUCGGGCCCUUGCCGGACAUCCUCCCUCUGGAUGAGGAGGUCAAGGCCGUCAGCACCAAGCUGUGA